AUGAUUUCUACUUCUUCUCUCUUGAUUCUUCUCGUCCUUUUGGCCUGCUUCAUGGCCGCCUCAGCUCAAUGGGGAUACGGUGGAAUGCCAUACGGAGGAUACGGUGGAUAUGGAAUGGGAGGAUACGGUAUGGGAGGAUACGGAAUGCGUCGCCGCAUGUGGGGAUCACCAUACGGAAUGGGAGGAUAUGGAGGAUACGGAUGGGGAAAAUAA
Molecule: messenger RNA, 213 nt
Organism: Caenorhabditis briggsae
Lineage: Eukaryota; Metazoa; Nematoda; Chromadorea; Rhabditida; Rhabditidae
Gene: Cbr-nlp-27
Product: Protein CBR-NLP-27
Exons: 2
Coding region: 1-213 (70 amino acids)
Source: RefSeq, a predicted model, not a curated record